UUUAAGUGAAAGGCACGAAUGAGAUCGAGGCAGUAUCAAAAUAGACGGCGAACUCGAGAGAUAUAUUGUCAAACGAGAAACAAGUUCUUGUGUUUCAUAUUUCUACCAAUCUCUCGCCGGAAAUUUAACAUUAAUAUACAUUUACGAUGACUACGAGGAAGAUGGUCCAUUUCAAGCCCAUCCCCCUCGAUCACAUAAUUGACUUUUUUAGUGGUUAUUUUAUGAUGGUGAUGGGUAUCAUGGUUUAUAUGUCUUACCCGGAUAUUAUCGAAGACACGUUUUUGAAUAUACUCAAGACCGACUUCACAAGUUGGUUUGACCUCGGUAAUUUUGCCGAGAAAGUUUUUGAACCAUGGAUGGGCUUUGUACAGAGGCCGGAAUGCGAAGGAGGUCUCAACGGUUAUUCUUAUGAGUUUAUAGACGGGAAGUGGAUGCUAACGGCAAAAGAAUGAAAAAAAAAAAAAAUUAUAAAAUUUUAAAAACUAAAAGCAAUUGUACAGUGACAGUUAUAUGAAAAGUGUAUCUUCUUUACUUCGACGAUCAGCAAUAGUCUUGAUUAAAUUUAAAUCAUCAGCACAUAAAUAAAAUAUGAAAUUGAAAAGGUAAAAAAA
Trichogramma pretiosum is the source of this 611-nucleotide messenger RNA. RefSeq lists its product as uncharacterized. Bases 147 to 452 code for a protein of 101 amino acids. The transcript has 3 exons. The record is from RefSeq and is a predicted model, not a curated record. NCBI's taxonomy places the organism in Eukaryota, Metazoa, Arthropoda, Insecta, Hymenoptera, Trichogrammatidae.